AGUCUAGCUUUUAACGCCGCAGCGUUUGCAUUAUCAUUAUAAUAUAUAUGACGGAGGAUUGGCGUGCGUGCCUAUAUUAUUGAUUCCGCCUAUCGUAUUGCUAACUUGAGAUGAGCGCGGCAAAGGAUACUGUUUCCUUAAUAUCGGAAUCUCAAGGAGCUGGAGGACGUCGACCCAGUCGAUGGCCAUCCGUAAGUAGAACUUUGGACCUUAUUCCGAAUGAUCAAAGGCGGGCGAGUUUGGCAAGAAAAGAGUCUCUUAAUAUACCCGGUAAAGUAGAAUCCGGAACAGAUCAGGCGGGAAGGGAUAGUCCGAAUCAAAGGGGCUCCAUAGGCUCAAGAAGAGAAAGUAACCGAUCUAAUGAAUCAAGAGUAAGCGCAAUUGACUUUUCAAAGUUGGAGAAUAACGGAACGAAGAAAGAAGACGAAGAUAAGGGGAAAACAGUAACGAAUACUGAUUCAUUCAUAAGAACAGCAAUACCUUAUUUACCUCCUUCCGUUGCUGUUUUGUGUCUAAUCCUCAACAUCGUAGUCCCAGGAACAGGAACAAUUUUGAGCGGACUGUGUUUGUUGUGCUGCGGAAAAUCAAGAUUGGCAAGUAAAGACGACGCAGUUAUGACAGUUUUAUGCGUAAAUAUAUGUAUUGGAAUAUCACAGUUGUUUACAGUAACCUUUCUUCUGGUUGGAUGGUUCUGGAGUUUAACUUGGGGUAUUUACAUGGUAAUUUUAGCUGCUGAAUAUCGUAAAGAACAAAAGAUGAAAAGAGAAAAACAAUUACAAGCUAUGGCACUAACAGCUUUCGGUUCCCCUAUUCGACCUUGUCAUAUAAAUUGUCAUAUACCCAUUGAUGAGGAAUCUGUUUGGCCAUGGGCGAGAAGCGGUCAUCAGAUGGUCUCUGACAAUAAUUAUUCGCUGUAUUUGUAUGGGGGUUAUAACCCUUUCUUUAUGGCCUGCACAAAUCCAAAAUAUCCUCUGUUUCCUGAAUUAUGGAGGUAUAAUACUAUCACAAGAGAAUGGGCUUUUCUAGAGACGGAAGGUGAUGCGCCUCAACAUUGUGCAUCUCAUUCAAUGUUUUAUUAUGAUUGCAAAUUGUGGGUGAUUGGAGGAACGGGAUUCCCUUUUGGUUAUGGACUUAAUAGUGAAAUAUAUUGCUGUGACUUGAAAACUCUUACAUGGAAAAUGGUUAAUUCUUCGGGAAAACGACCUAUGCCUUCCUACGGUUCGGCUGUGGCCUUGGAAAAAAAUAAACUUUGGCUCGUACUUGGAACCAGCGGUUAUAUAUAUCAUAAUAACAUAUGCUGUCUAAACUUGAAAACUUUUGAAUGGGAGGAAUAUACAACAGAAUUGAACGCACCUCAAACUAGGAACAUACUUUUAUGCAAAUUUAUGUAUCGUCACGAGAUAGUAAUUCAUAAUAGUCAAUUUAUCUUGAUUGGAGGUGGUACGAAAGAAGAAGUGUUCUCUUUGAAGUGCUUGGACGUUUUCGAUUUGGAAAAAAGGAGUUGGUCGAAAGUGAUGACCAUACUUGAUUCUAAACACACAAAGCAGAGCUAUCCACUAGAAAGGAUGUGUCACUCAGUGUCAAAAUGGAAAAGUAAAUGCUAUAUACUAGGAGGCAAAAACAAUACAGGAAUUUUAAACGAUAUUUGGGAGCUAGAUUUAGAUACAUUCUCAUGGAAGCUCUUAGCAUGGAGCUUAAAUGUUCAAGUUAAUUUUCAUGCAGCAUCGAUGCUAAAUAACGGAAGGUUAUUUUGGUACGGUGGUAAUCUCAGCUUACAAGAAUUUUCUUCCGCCAGUUUUAAAUUCGAAAAACAAAACAGAACUGCCCGCCUCUGUUCUUUAUCUGUUCAACUGCCUACCUUAGAAGAACUAUCGAUAUAUGCGCUUUUUAGAUACUUUCCACAAUUACGACUAUUGGAUCGACAAGAAUUAAGAUCCUUAGGAGUUCCAGUAUAUUUUGUUAAUAUUAUUAAAGGACAACAAGGCUCUCCACCUCCAAAAAUUUUUAAUAAACUGCAAACUUUCAAAUUGACAACAGAAGAUUACGAAGUGAAUGAUUCGUUGGUUGAUAAAGCAAAUGAUAUUUUUACGAAGGCAUUUGGAUCAUUUUAG
Dimorphilus gyrociliatus is the source of this 2111-nucleotide messenger RNA. The record is from the annotation of a GenBank genome assembly. NCBI's taxonomy places the organism in Eukaryota, Metazoa, Annelida, Polychaeta, Dinophilidae.